AUGCGGCUGGGCGACCUGAAGCCCCCGCAGGCGCGGCGGCGCCGCGCGGUGCUGCUGGGCUGCCUGCUGCUGGCCGCCGCCGUGGCGCUGCGCAGCGCCACCCGCCCCUGCCCCGCCGCCCCCGCGGACGCCGCCGCCGCCCACCCCCGCUGCCGCGAGCGCCUCUACCAGGCGCUGGAGCUCUCCCCCGGCAGGAGGAUCAACUGCUCGGGGGUCGUCCACGGGGAUGAGAAGGCCAUCCGGGACGCCCAGCUCGGCAACCUGGAGGUUGCGAACAAAAGGGUUUCCCUGACGCCUGGCGAGUACCUGAACAUGACGAAGGACUGCAGCAACUUCAAGGAGACCCGGCGGUUCAUUGAGUUUCCGCUGAGCCAGGAGGAGGCAGAGUUCCCCAUCGCCUACUCCAUGGUCAUCCACAACAAAAUCGAGAUGUUCGAGCGGCUCCUGCGGUCCCUCUACACCCCCCAGAACGUCUACUGCGUCCACAUUGACAGCAAGUCCCCGGCCACCUUCCAGGAGGCUGUGCGGGCCAUCGUAGCCUGCUUCCCCAAUGUCUUUGUGGCUAGCCGCUUGGAAAAGGUGGUCUAUGCCUCCUGGUCCCGGCUGCAGGCCGACCUCAACUGCAUGCAGGACUUGUUACAGAGCCCCGUGCCAUGGCGCUACUUCCUCAACACCUGCGGCACCGACUUCCCCAUCAAGACCAACGCUGAGAUCGUCCGUGCCCUGAAGACGCUGCAGGGGCAGAACAGCAUGGAGUCAGAGAAGCCCUCGGCCCUCAAGCGGGAGCGCUGGCAGUACCACCACGAAGUGGGGAAUAUCAUCUCCCGGACAGCCACAGAGAAACUGCCGCCACCCCACAACUAUCCCAUGUUCACAGGCAACGCGUACAUCGUGGUCACACGGGCCUUCGUGCAGCACAUCUUUGAGAACCCCACAGCGCAGGAGUUCCUCGAGUGGGCCAAGGACACCUACAGCCCUGACGAGCACGUCUGGGCCACCCUCAACCGCAUGCCCGGCGUGCCGGGCGCCAUGCCCCAGAAUGACAAGUUCCAGCUCUCGGACAUGAACGCCCUGCCCCGCCUGGUCAAGUGGCAGUACCUGGAGGGCGACACCAGCAAGGGCGCGCCCUACCCGCCCUGCACCGGCCGGCACCAGCGCGCCGUCUGCAUCUACGGGGCGGGCGACGUGCCCUGGAUGCUCCAGCAGCACCACCUCUUGGCCAACAAGUUCGACCCACUGGUGGACGCCGCCGCCAUCCAGUGUCUCGAGGAGCACCUGCGCCACAGCGCCCUCUACGGCCGGGGACUCUGAGGGGAAGCCGCGGAGACCCUCGCCAGCACCUGCCUCCUUCCGCAGGCGAGUCCCGCCGGCGGCGCCUCAGCGACAGCGGGAGGGACUGGAGGCCGGCAUUACCCGCGCUGGCGGAGGGAUCUUUCUGCGCGGCAGGCGUGCGGUCGGGCGCGGGAGCCUCGGCGGUCCCCUGAGGGAGAAGCGGCCGCGCGCGGCAGGCAGUGCCGCGCGCGCGAGCGAGCGAGGUAACUGAUGGUCGGGAGAGCCGCGCGGUCCGCUGGAGCGGGGGGCGCCCCGCGGAGGGGUACGGACGGGGCGCCUCGGAGGCGGGAAUGCCCGGUGUGGAAGGGCGGGAGGGCUCAGCCUCCCCUGCCCUGCCUCCUCCCUUCCACCGUCUCCCCGACCCGCGGGCUUCUCCUCACAGACACCGUGCGGGGCGCCGACUCCCGCCCGGCACCCCAGGCAGCUUUCUAACAGACCGUCUUAAAGAAACGGGGGUAGCGUAUUUUUCCGUUCUCCUUCUACAGUCUGUUCGCAGAAGUGACCCAGGGCUUCUUGUAGACAGGCAGGGCCAGGUCAUGGACCACGGUGACUCCACGUCCUGCUACAAGCAGAGCUGGAACUAUAAUUAAUUUGCUUUUCUACAAAGCACCUGGCAGGCCACUCACUCCUGGCACCUGCUGCACUGCUCAGUUUAACAUCUAGCUGCUGCUUUUGCAUCACUUUGAAGUUUAAUUUCUAUCAAUAGCCAUUAAAACAAAAAUCCUUCAA
Molecule: messenger RNA, 2061 nt
Organism: Gymnogyps californianus (California condor)
Lineage: Eukaryota; Metazoa; Chordata; Aves; Accipitriformes; Cathartidae
Gene: GCNT3
Product: glucosaminyl (N-acetyl) transferase 3, mucin type
Exons: 1
Coding region: 1-1311 (436 amino acids)
Cellular component (GO): membrane
Molecular function (GO): acetylglucosaminyltransferase activity
Source: RefSeq, a predicted model, not a curated record